Messenger RNA from Drosophila busckii, 6469 nucleotides. RefSeq names its product kinesin-like protein KIN-7I (gene cmet). The record is from RefSeq and is a predicted model, not a curated record. Gene Ontology annotation, biological process: mitotic cell cycle; microtubule-based movement. Gene Ontology annotation, cellular component: microtubule. NCBI's taxonomy places the organism in Eukaryota, Metazoa, Arthropoda, Insecta, Diptera, Drosophilidae. Gene Ontology annotation, molecular function: microtubule binding; ATP binding; plus-end-directed microtubule motor activity.
GAAAAUAACUGUAAUAGUGUAGGAAUUUUAUGCCUGUCUAAAAAUGUCUGUGAAAAGUUCAAUACAAGUGUGCAUCAAAGUGCGUCCAGUGGAGCCGGGACAAACCGUCUUGUGGCAAGUUAAAGAGGAACGCUCGCUGCAAUUAAUUGACGGCGCAUCGGAGCCUUGCGCAUUUGAUUAUGUCUUCGAUCAAGACUGCAACAAUCAGAAAAUCUUUGACUGCAUGGCCAGUCAUAUUGUCGAGGCAUGCAUCAAAGGCUUCAAUGGCACUAUAUUUGCCUACGGACAGACCUCAUCGGGCAAAACUUAUACAAUGAUGGGAGAUGAGCGUAAUCCAGGAGUCAUGGUGCUGGCUGUAAAGGAAAUCUUUAAACAGAUUGCCAAACAAACCGAUCGCGACUUUUUGUUGCGCGUGGGCUACAUUGAGAUUUAUAAUGAAAAGAUAUGUGAUUUGCUUAAUAAAAAGAAUCAGGAUCUGAAAAUACAUGAAAGCAGCGGCAUGGUUAAUGUCAACUGCGAGGAGUGCAUUAUAACUAGCGAGGAGGACAUGCUGCGUCUGCUGUGUCUGGGCAACAAAGAGCGCACUGUGGGUGAAACCAAUAUGAACGAACGCUCCAGUCGCUCCCAUGCCAUUUUUCGCAUAAUUAUAGAGUCACGCGUCACAGGCGGCGAUGCUGACGGCGCUGUCAAUCAGAGUCUGCUGCAUUUGGUGGAUUUGGCUGGCUCGGAGCGCGCGGAUCAGACAGGCGCACGUGGUGCGCGUUUAAAGGAAGGCGGACACAUUAACAAGAGUUUGCAUUUUCUCAGCAAUGUCAUCAAGCAGUUGAGCGAGAACAUAGACAAUCGAUAUAUAUGCUAUCGUGAAUCAAAGCUAACGCGCAUACUGCAAGCCUCGUUGGGUGGCAAUGCCUUCACCUCCAUCAUAUGCACUAUUAAGCCCUCCAUUGUAGAGGAGUCCAACUCCACGCUUAGCUUUGCCAUGCGUGCCAAGAAAAUCAAGCUGAAGCCGCAGCUUAAUGAAAAUGUAUCGGAUGCUACCAUGAUGCGUCGCUUGGAGCGUCAGAUUAAAACGCUGGAGGGUCAGCUGGCUGAGGAGAAGCGUCGCAAUGAGUCGCAGGUCAAAGUUAGUCUGCUGGAGCAGCGCAUUAAAACCGAUACGCUCAAGAUUAUCUCUAGUCAUUCGCUUAUUGAUCAGCGCAAUAGAAAUCGUCGUCGCACUUGGUGUCCAGCAUCGACAAAUUUGGAGCCUUUGCCAGCGGUUGAGGCUAGUGCUCAGCACAAGGUUUCCAAUCUGCCCAAGCCUACGUUCUAUGCCGAAGCUACCGAAGCUAAUCUGCUCAAGUUUUCCAACUUGCCCAAGCCCAGCUUCUAUGCGGGCAAUGUGCAUCCGCGCAUUGGCAAUGCACCCAAGACUAUAAACAUAAUGAAAUCAUUGGAUAUUGCAGAGGAAGAGUUUAAGCCCGCAGAGCUGCAUGAAUUUGGCCAAAUGCCCGACUCUAUGAUAUCCAGUCAAAUACAACUGACGCUAACCCCUUGCCCAGAGCAUCUGGCGCCACAAAAUAGGGAAAAGUUUGAACGUGAGCUUAUUGAGCUGCAAACGUUUUCCAAAAUAGAACAACAUAUUAACACCGAAUGGGAAGAUCUCACUCAGAAACUAACCACAGCCACAGACAAAAUUAAUGAGCUGCAAAACGAGCGCGCUGAUUUCACAAAGCGCUCUAACGACCUGCAGGCCAAGGUGGACAGCUACGAGGCGCAGCUGAGCGAACUGAAGCAAACAGUGCAGCGUCUUGAGAUGGAGAAUCGUGCGGCAGUUGAUAUUGAGUUUCAGUAUGAGAGCCACAAGUCUAGAGCAGAGCGACGCGAGAGCGAACUGCUCAGUGCCAUAUCGGAGAAGGAGUCGGAGCUGCUGUGCAUAAUUGCGGAGAAGGAGCAUUUCCAGCAGACGCUCAACGAGCUGUCCAGUGAAAUGCUGCGCAAUAGCAAAGAUGCGCACAUGCGUUCCAUGUGCCCGGACAUCGAAAGCAGCUGCGAACAAAUAUGCAACAAGUGUCAGGAGCUGGAGCGCAUGCUGGAGGAGUACAAGCAGGCGCAGAGCAAUGGCAAGCUGGCGGCGCAGGAGAAAAUUGAAUGUGAAUGCGAGCAGCUGCGUGUGGAGAUUGAAAACACGCGCGCCAGACUCGAGUCCGUGCAGCUGCUGUAUGAGCAAAUGAGCAGCGAUGUUAAUGAGCGCACCGAGCGCUGUGAGCGUCUCAGUCGCGAUGUUGUUACAGCAGAGCAGUCGAAGCAAUCGCUGCAAGCCAAGUACGUGGAGCUGGAGCAGUCGCAGCAGCGUCAGGAGGCAGCCUGGCAAGCAAUGCAAAAGGACUACGAGGCCAUACAGCUUAAGUAUGCAAAACUACAGCAGGACUAUGCGCUGCUUGAAAGGAAUACAGCGCUCUGCGAGCAGCUGCAGCAGCAGAAUGAGCAGCUGCAGCAAGAGAUUACCAGACUGAAGCAGCGCGUGGAGCAGGUGCAGCAACAGCUGCUGCAGGCAGAGGAGCACAAGGAGCAGCAAACGCUUGCCGCUGAGCUCAGAGCGCGCAAUGAGGAGCUGCUGGAGAAGCUGCAGCACAUACAAGCGAAAUUCGAUGAUAUGCAAAAGGAAUACGAUGCGCUAUCCAAUGAUCUCAUGGAGAGCGUGCAAGAGGGCGACAAUCUGCGCGAGCAAUGCACAACGCUGGCUGCGCAGCUGCAGCAGCAGCAGCAGCAGCAAGCAAAGCCAGUGGAGCUGCUAACGCGUCUGCAGCAGCUGGAGCAAGAAAUUAGCGCAAAGAAUCAGCUGAUCGAAUCAACUGAGUGCACCAUACAAGAGAUGCGUGAGCAAAUGAAGACGCUGGAGGAUGCGCUGCUUGAGAAAUCCUUCAUUGUUAGCCAAGUCGAAGACUACAAGCAGCAAAUCGAAACGCUGGAGAAGCACAAGGCCGAAAUGACGCUCGUCUACGAGGAGCUGCAGGAGAAGGUCAAAGAGAAUACCAUCAAUGAGAGCCUGCAGCUUUGCAACAACAACAGUCAGCUGGACAUUAAGCAGGAGCAGCUGGUCAGCGUGCAGACGACGCUUUACAAUAUGAACGGCGAAGUCUUUGAACUGCAAGCGGAGCUAAAGCAGCAGCUCUCACAGCUUGGCAGCAAGAACGAGCUCAUCCAACGCCAGCAAACGGAGCUGGCUGAGCUCAACGAACGCUGCAUCAGCAUGGAUGUGCAACAGGUGGAGCUGCAAGCGAAUGUGCUGGCAAAGCAGCAACAGCUCGAUAGACAAGCGGAGAAAUCCGCGCUCGAUCGCACGCACAUUGAUGAGCUGCAGGCGUGCAAAGCGCAGCUGGAGGAAACUGUUGCGCAGCUGGAGCAACAGCUCAAGCAGUUUCAAAAUAUGGAGCUGCAGCAGCAGCACAAGGCUGAGCUGGAUGCCAUGCAGCUGGACUAUUUGGAUAAGAUUGAGCAAAGCGAGAGCGGCUAUCGUGAGAAUUUGCGUAAAUAUAAUUUGGAAUGGAAGGAGAGUAAAACUGAAUAUGAGCAGCGCUUGGAGCAGCUGCGCAUGGAGAAUGCCGCAUUUGUAGAGCAGCUGCACGCUUUGGAGAGUGAGCAAAAGCAGCAAAUGUCCUUGGAACGCACUGCAAGUGUAGAGAACUUGAAAGCUGCGGAGAGUAAGCAACAAGCGUUGAUGGAAGAAAAGAAGAAGAACCUCGAACAGCUGCAAGCUAUGGAAACUGAGCGUAAUGAGUUGCUCAAGAAGAAUGCACAGCUGGAAGCGAGUGUAGAGAACUUGAAAGCUGUGGAGACUAAGCUCAAUGAGUUAGUUGAAGAGAAGAAGAAGCUGCAGCUGAGCUGUGAAGAAAACGUGCAGCAGCUCAAAGCCUUGGAGACUGAGCGCAAUGAACUAGAAGCGAGUGUAGAGAACUUGAAAGCUGUGGAGACUAAGCAAAUAGCGUUAGUUGUUAGAGCAUGAAAGUGUUCUGGAAAAUCUACAAGCCCUUGGAGAUUGAGCGUGUUGAGUUGUUGGCAAAAGAAUAAACAACUGGAAGAAAGUGUAGAGAACCUUAAAGCUUUGGAGACUAAGCUCAAUGAGUUACUUGAAGAGAAGCAGAAGCUGCAGCUGAGCUGUGAAGAAAACGUGCAGCAACUCAAAGCCCUGGAGACUGAGCGCGAUGAGUUGUUGCAAAAGAAUAAACAACUGGAAGAAAGUGUAGAGAACCUUAAAGCUUUGGAGACUAAGCUCAAUGGGUUACUUAAAGAGAAGAAGCAGCUGGAGCUGCGCUGCGAUGAAAACGUGCAGCAGCUCAAAGCCUUGGAGACUGAGCGCAAUGAACUAGAAGCGAGUGUAGAGAACUUGAAAGCUUUGGAGACUAAGCAAAUUGCAUUGCUAAUGGAGCAUGAAAAGUGUCUGAAAAGUCUACAAGCUGCGCAGACUGAGCGCGAUGAAAGUGUAGAGAACUUUAAAGCUUUGGAGACUAAGCUCAAUGAGUUACUCAAGGAGAAAGACGAGCUCGAGCUGCGCUACAAGGAGAAUCACAAAUUGCUGGAGCAGCUGCAAGCCAAGUUGGACUUGAGUCAGGCGCGUAGCCAACCAGAGCAGCAGCUGGAGGAGCUACAAGAGAAAUUGCAGGACUACGAGCAGCUAAAGAGCGAGCAGGCAGCCAAGCUUGCAGUGCUGCAGCUCGAAAAGAUCCAACUAAGCAGUGCGCUGGAGCAAAGCAAGCAGAGCAUACAGCGUAUGCAAGCAGAGCAGAAAAUAAAAGAUCAACUGAUUUUAGCAGAGAUUAAGAAGCUGGAAGAAGAUCAUGAACAAAUGCAAACUGAGAUGUAUGAAAAAGUCGAAACGCUCAACAGCAAGGCAAAUGAUAUGCAGCUGAAGGUGGAAAAAAAUGACCAAAAGUUUUUAGAGUUUGCCAAGCGCAGCGAAGAGCAGCAGCAGCUGCAACUGCAGCUAACUGAGGCAAAGGCGCUGAACAGCAGCUUGCAACAACAAGUCGACACGCUCAACCAACAAAUGCAAACUGAUGCCACAUUGCAAGCUCAGCUGCAAGCGCUGGAGCAGCAGAAGCAACAAGCUGCGCUGGAGCAAAGCAACUUGUCCACACAAUUGCAACAGUUGCAAGCACAAAUGACAGCAGACGCAGCCGCAUUCGAGCGGCAGCUGCAGGAGCUGCAAGGCGCAUGCGCUGAGCAGCAGCUUAAGCUCGACUCCUUUGCCGCACAGAAACUUGAGCUGGAGGCAACAAAUCAUCAGCUGACUGUAAAGCUUAAAAAUGCGCUCAAUAUGCAAACAGCGCUCGACAUGGAGCAGCAGCGGAACAAGCAACUGCAAUUGGAGCUGCAAGCCAAGGAGCAAGCUGCUGAGCAGCUCAAGCAGCGUCUGGCCGCAGCUACAACAGCGGAAUCCAAGCAGUUGGCCCAGCUAAGCAAUGAGGUUAAUAAGCUUACCACUGAUAUUAACAAACAGUGCGCUACUCUGAAAAACUUUGAGCUGGAGCGUGCGCAAAUGAGCGGCACCAUCAAUAGCUUGUUGCAGGACAAACGCGAUCUCGAAGAGAAACUUUGUGCCACAGGUGAAUUGCUCAAGAAGCUGGAGCUUGACUUGAAAGCAAAAUCCACCAAUAGCAGCAGUAAUACAUCGUUUGAAUCAAAUGCAUCCGCUUCAUCGCCUACAUUAGGCAGAAGAAGUUUGGAACGUGAUGCGGUGCCACCCAGAAAAUCGCUAAGCUACGAAUCGGAGGUGCGCAGAAAUCGUCGCAUUAGCACGCAUGAUGAGCGACGACGUCAAUCUUAUUGGAAUGAUACUAAACAUGUGGCCAUUAUGACAGAUCCAGUGGACAACAAUUGCAAUUGUGCAGAACUUGAUCUCAAGCUAAAGGACUGCCAACGAGAGCUGUAUAUAGAGAAAAGUAAAGUCGUUGCUUUGAACAUUGAGCUGCGUAAUCAUCCACUUAAGGAUGAAAAUGCGCUGCUCAAAAAGCGACUGCAAGAUGAACAGGCCAAGAGCUAUGAGGAACUUAAACGCUUUAAGCACAAACUAAGUUUGGCUACAGCUGCCAAGCCAAGUUCCACUAUAGCAAUUCAAACCGAUGGCGACUACGACAAGGAGCUAAGCAAACUUAAUGCUAAACUAGCGGACAGCUUAACCAUCUGUCGCUCACGCUAUAAGCAAAUCAUUGCGCUCGAAGAGCGACUUAAGCAAUUUGAAAGCAGCGAUGCUACCAAACUAGCAGCAGCAACUGCUGAGGAAAUUAAUGAUCUUAAAGCACAAGUGGCGCAGCUACAAAAGGACUAUUCAACUUUGGUUAGCAAAUACGAUUUGGCUAAGCGUGCGCUUAAAAUGCGUCGGGAUGAGAUUAAUGAGCUGCGUCUUAGAGUCGGCAAUGCCGAGUCAGAUCUAUCUGAUUAAAAGUCAUUAUAUUUAGUUUCAAAUAUAGUAUUAUAAUUAUCAAAAAAC